Molecule: messenger RNA, 2768 nt
Organism: Columba livia (rock pigeon)
Lineage: Eukaryota; Metazoa; Chordata; Aves; Columbiformes; Columbidae
Gene: SIRT3
Product: sirtuin 3
Exons: 7
Coding region: 130-1440 (436 amino acids)
Cellular component (GO): nucleus
Molecular function (GO): NAD+ binding; histone deacetylase activity, NAD-dependent
Source: RefSeq, a predicted model, not a curated record
ACCCCGGCCCCGCUCCGCGAACACAGCCCCCGAACCCCCGUUCCCCCGGGGCCGGGACGGGCCGCCAGCCCGGGCCGCUGCCGGAGGGUCGGGCGCGGCUACUCGGGGCAUUGCGGUAGCGGCGCGGCCAUGGAGCGGGGCGCGCGGAGCGGCGGCGGGCUGCUGGCGGCCGCCUGGCGGAGCGCGUGGGAGCGCGGGCACUGGCACGGCGGCGGGAGCCUGGGCGGCCUGGCCCGGCGGGCCCGGGGCGCUGCGGACGGCGAGGGGACACGGGGCCUGGCACACAGCACCGACACACAGUCCUGCCCCCGAAGAGCUGUCUGCACAACUCUCGGGGGGUUCUCCCCGCGCGGUCUCCAGCUGCGUCACUGUCCGUACGUUGUACCUGCCGUGCUCUGUGUCCCCAGCAGGACCGCGGGGACCCGGCUGUUCUCCGUGGCCGCUGCCGCCAGAGCCCUUCUGGGCAGGGGCAGCGGGGCCGGGAGCCAGCAGCUCACCCUGCGCGACGUGGCGGAGCGGAUCCGGCACAACGAGUGCCGGCGGGUGGUGGUGAUGGCCGGCGCGGGGAUCAGCACCCCCAGCGGCAUCCCGGAUUUCAGGUCCCCGGGCAGCGGGCUCUACAGCAACCUGCAGCAAUACGACAUCCCUUACCCUGAGGCCAUCUUCGAACUGAUGUAUUUCUUUGCCAACCCGAAGCCCUUUUUCACUUUGGCCAAGGAGCUCUACCCUGGCAACUACAGACCCAACUAUGCCCACUAUUUCCUGAGGCUCCUGCACGACAAAGGGCUCCUGCUGCGCCUCUACACCCAGAACAUCGACGGGCUGGAGAGAGCUGCGGGGAUCCCUCCCGACAGGCUGGUGGAAGCCCACGGCACCUUUGCCACGGCCACGUGUACCGUGUGCCGAAGGAAGUUCCCAGGAGAGGACUUCAGGGGGGACGUCAUGGCGGUCAAGGUCCCACACUGUCGCGUCUGCACAGGCGUCGUCAAGCCCGACAUCGUGUUCUUCGGUGAGGAGCUCCCACAGCGCUUCUUCCUGCACGUGACCGACUUCCCCAUGGCAGACCUGCUCUUCGUCAUCGGAACGUCCCUGGAGGUCUGGGAUUCGGGCAGAGCGCCGCUCACCAGGAGGAAACGGCACACGGGGCCCGAGAGCGCUGGGGAGGAGAGAGGGGUGGAGCCCUUCGCCAGCCUGGCCGGAGCCGUGCGCAGCUCCGUCCCCCGCGUCCUCAUCAACCGCGACCUCGUGGGGCCCUUCGCCUGGCGGCAGCGCCACAACGACGUCGCGCAGCUGGGGGACGUGGUCAGCGGCGUGGAGACACUGGUGGAGCUGCUGGACUGGAGGGAGGAGAUGCAGACGCUGAUGCAGAAGGAAAAAGAAAAGGUGGGAAGGGGCUCAGAGCCCCGGCUCCCUUCUGAGCCUCUGCGUUCCUGCUCCUGAGCAGUAACGAGGGGAGGCUCUGACUGCGCUGCCUGAGCCCCAGGAGGUGCUGAGCGGCCGGACACCCGAGGAGCAGCGGGCAGGAGCGAGGGACUUGCUCCCCCAGCAGCGGUGAAUCGUUAACUACAGACCUGACGCUUUUCCCCGCUGGUCGUUUAUUUCCCUGUGCUGUUGUUACAUCCGCAAUCUUCUGAGAUCUUCAGGAGUGAGAAAUUGUAGGAGAGCAAGUUCUUAAUUCCUUUGAGUGUAGUGCUGUGCGGGCCCAGCUCCGUUGCCUGCGUUGGGGCUUUGCUGACUCGCCGUAGUCAGCAGCCAGUUGUACUUUUAACAGAUACACUGCCCAUACGUGACUUCUUCAAACCAGGAGAAAAUCUGGCUUCAAGAUUCCGAGUUUAGCAUUCGGGUUAUUCUUACUUUCAUCAGAUUAUGGGGUGAGAAUGAGUAGGAAUUCCUAGUCUUUCGGUAAGGUUUUAGAUUUUUCACACAAGCCCUUUUGCAUUUGUAUAAGAUCAACCAGCUCUUGAUUUAAUGCUUGUGCUGCUCUAAACCACCAAUGGGUAAAGCUGGUGCAAGCGUGGGAAAGCCUGAGACCAGACUCCUCGCUCUGGGGUUUGGCCGAGCUGCCGGGGCUGGAAGGGUCAGGUGCUCUCUGGUCUUUCUAUUUUCAGCUGGAUGCGAAGGACAACUAGGCCGGCCGGCUCCCCGAGGCUGGAGAGCCGCGUCACCGCCACACGGGGCCGGCGUGGCAGCGCGGCAGAGCGGACCGCGGCACGGAGCCGGGAGGCCGGCAGCUCACAGACCGGCGGGCUGGCAGGGGACGCUGGUGGCCCAGUCCCGCUGAGUCCUGCUGGGAGCCGGUUCUGCCCUUGGUGCUCCUGCCCGCACCGUCAGAACAGCCGAUGCAGCCACGGGACUCCGCUCCCUCCUCAUCGCCUCAUUUCAGCACCCGCUGGGACUCUCCUCCUCCCUGGCUCCAGCUGUCACCCGCCGCACCCCGUUCCACCGCGUCCAGCCACCGGAGCGUCGCCUGGAGUGGCCAAGAGCUCGCGGGCUCAUGCCAGCGGGUCAGACAAGCCAGGCAGUGCGGGUGCCAGUGGGGUCUCCCUCUUCCUGAGCCGUUCAACCUCGGCCACGGCCGCUCCGCGGGCACUCGGCCGCCGUCGUCCCGCCGCUGCAGGCCUGUCGUGUUGGUUCUGCACACGGAAUCUGUGCGAGUCGGGCGACUGCUGUCCCCACUCCUGCUCAGGAACGCCGGCCCACGCUGCUGGAAGAGUUUCAAAUCACUACAGUGUUAAUUAUUUCAUAAUAAAAAGAGUUCUAAUUCCUUU